AUGGCUGCUGGUGGGUUUCCUCAUGAGGGCUCUUUUCAGAGUGAUGAGGAGGAGGAGUUCAAGCCACGUGGCAACAUUCUCAAGCUUUGGGGUAAUCAAGUCACAAUGAAUAUAAACCCAAUGAUCCAUACGAAUAUCAUACAGUCACCCUAUUUCAAGACUAAUUUAAUUGAACUGAAAACUUACCAUGAGGUCAUAGACGAAAUUUAUUACAAGGUUACACAUUUAGAACCAUGGGAGCGUAACAGUCGUCGCAUGGGAGGCCAGACUGGAAUGUGUGGAGGGGUGCGCGGUGUUGGCGCUGGUGGAAUUGUUUCGACUGCUUACUGUCUUCUGUUCAAGCUCUUCACACUUAAGCUUACAAGGAAACAGCUCAAAGGUCUUUUGGAGCAUCCAGACUCUCCGUAUAUUCGUGCUUUGGGGUUUAUGUACAUCAGGUAUUGUCUGCCUCCGGAGGACCUUUGGAUGUGGUUUGCACCGUACCUUGACGAUGAAGAGGAAAUCGAUGUCAGAGCCGGUGGUGGUUGCAAUAUGACGAUUGGGGCCAUGUUGGGCCAAUGGCUUACGAAACUCGAUUGGUUUUCCACCCUCUUCCCUAGGAUACCGGUCCCAGUUCAGAAGAAAAUUGAUGAGAAGCUCCGUCUUCGUCGUCAGAGGCAGAUGCGGGAAGAGGCAACUCGUGGGCAGAAGUUCAAAGAUCGAGAGAAUCGCAGUGAUUCAGAGGAACGAUGCUCCAGGGACAGAAAGAAGUACAGGGAUUAUGAUGACGAGCAGAUAAAGCGACGUUCGCAUUCUCGUUCACGUUCUCAUGACCGGCAUAGACACAGAAGACAUCGAUCGCGUUCUAGGAGUCACGACCGAGGUCGUCGCGAGAGCUCCUUUGAUCGCGAUCUCCGGAGAGCACGUGAACGACAAGAAAGGGUACGACGAUAG
Messenger RNA from Hydatigera taeniaeformis, 933 nucleotides. Lineage: Eukaryota; Metazoa; Platyhelminthes; Cestoda; Cyclophyllidea; Taeniidae. The record is from the annotation of a GenBank genome assembly.